This is a messenger RNA of Gigantopelta aegis, 4625 nucleotides long. Its product is annotated as tyrosine-protein kinase sid-3-like. The record is from RefSeq and is a predicted model, not a curated record. Gene Ontology annotation, biological process: protein phosphorylation. Gene Ontology annotation, molecular function: protein binding; protein tyrosine kinase activity; ATP binding. Lineage: Eukaryota; Metazoa; Mollusca; Gastropoda; Neomphalida; Peltospiridae.
GUGUAGAGAUAAAUCUAUAAAGACUGAGUCUAUUGUUUCAGGUUUGGUGACUGUAACGCGAUGUCCAGUGAGGAGGAUGGACAGGUGUGGUUGUAUGGAUAAAUCUACUAUAAAGACUGAGUCUAUUGUUUUAGGUUUGGCGAUUGUCGCGAUGUCCAGUGAGGAGGAUGGACUGGAGUGGUUGUAUGGAUAAAUCUACUAUAAAGACUGAGUCUAUUGUUGUUUUAGGUUUGACGACUGACGUGAUGUCCAUUGAGGAGGAUGGACUGGAGUGGUUGUAUGGAUAAAUCUACUAUAAAGACUGAGUCUAUUGUUGUUUUAGGUUUGACGACUGUGACGUGAUGUCCAGUGAGGAGGAUGGACUGGAGUGGUUGUACGAGUUACUGCAGGAAGUCCAACUAGAACAGUUCUACUCCAAACUGAGAGAUGACCUCCAGGUCACCAGGAUUGUUCACUUCGAGUAUGUCAAGUCGGAGGACCUGGAGAAGGUUGGAAUGGGAAAACCAGCCAUCAGGAGACUUCUGGAUGCUGUCAAACGCAAGAAGGCUGUCAAGAAGAAGGGUGGAAUUCUUGACAAGAUAUUACCCAGCAACAAGACAGCUGAGAAAUCGUCGUGUAAGAAGGUCGUACAGAAACCCACGGUGUCGGGCGAUCAUUCCCUCACGUGUUUGAUCGACCAGAAAUUCCUGCACAUCUACGAAAAACUCGGCAAUGGCUCGUUUGGGGUUGUGAAGCGAGGCGAGUGGAUAACACCAGCUGGACCAAAGAAAAGUGUUGCCGUGAAGAUUCUCCGCAAUGAUGCGCUGUCUCUGCCGGGUGCGUUUGAAGACUUCGUGAAGGAAGUGAACUCCAUGCACAUGCUGAACCACCCGAACCUCAUCCGGCUGUUUGGGGUGGUGCUGUCCUCCCCCCUCAUGAUGGUGACAGAGUUAGCUCCCUCGGGUGCUCUUCUCGAUAAGUUACGUAAACACGAUGAGAACAAGAUGCUGCUGACCGUCCUGUGUGAGUACGCGAUACAGAUCGCAACGGGGAUGAGCUACCUGGAGACGAAGAGAUUCAUCCACCGGGACCUUGCCUGUCGCAACAUUCUGCUGUCACCACCUGACAAGGUGAAGAUCGGAGACUUUGGACUGAUGAGAGCUCUACCCAGCCAGGAAGAUCAUUAUGUGAUGUCAGAACACAAGAAAGUUCCAUUUGCCUGGUGUGCGCCGGAGAGUCUGAAGUCUCGUCAGUUCUCGCAUGCUAGCGAUACCUGGAUGUUCGGCGUCACACUGUGGGAGAUGUUCACCUUCGGCCAGGAGCCGUGGAUGGGAUACAACGGCUCACAGAUUUUGCAGAAGAUCGACCGAGAAGGUGAGCGGCUGCCCAUGCCAGAGUUCUCUCCCUCUGAUAUUUACCAGCUCAUGCUGCAGUGCUGGGCUCACAAGCCACAGGACCGGCCAACCUUCCCAGCUCUUAAAGACUUCCUCUGUGAGGUACGACCACUGGAAAUGCGAGUAACUCAGAAGUUUGAAGAGACCGACCACUUGGCCAGUGAAGAAGGGGAUAUCAUCCUUAUCAUAGACGGAAGACCAGACCGAUACUGGUGGAAGGGCCAGAACAAAAGAACUGCCGACAUUGGAACAUUCCCUCGUAACAUUGUCAACCCAGAAAGAAAACUUGCAGGUCAAGAUAUUAGUCAGCCACUGAAGAACAGUUUCAUUCACACCGGCCAUGGCGACAUCGGGGGAAACACCUGGGGCGACCCCACCGCUAUUGAUGAGGUGUAUUUGCGAAAUCCUAUGGAACCUCCUGACUUGAGUGGAAAUGUUGAAGAUGUGAGCCCAACAAAACUGCCUGACCGCAGUCAGAAAAAAUUCGGCAAACAUUUCAACUACUCAAAACUAGAAAACGAGCAGACAGAGUCCUGUGAAGAAACCAUUAUUUCCCCUAAACCGACUCCCCUAGCUGCUGUAUCUGGAACACCACGCGACUCGUCGCAUCGACCGCAGACGAGACCAAACUCUCAUAAAUUGGAGGUGGAGAAACCUCUGAUAGAUCUAAGCGAAGACUCCGAUCACGUGCCGUCCGCGGAUCAGUCUGCGUCGACGAUAAAGACGUCUCGCAGCACUCUGUCUCUCUUCGACUCGCUGUGUACAUACAACACGAGUCUGUACGGAAACAUUGAACUGCCGAAGCCGUUACUGGCGGCCGACCGACAGACGGACGAUCCGUUUGAGGUGAAGCCGUGUCUGAAAGUCUAUUCAUCGACAAACCUGACUAGUCAUUCCUUCAAAGCCGACUCAAGCAGCAGCAGUUCGUUAAAGACGUCCUCGACUCACCUGGUUCAGAAACCGAGCGUCGUCGAUUGUUUGGCUCUGUCGCAACACAGGAGUCCCGGGGGAGAUGCGUACUACUCGGUUCCCCCCAACGAGGAUUGCGUGUAUCACAGAAUAAACAAAGUGUCGAAGGAUCCAUUAUUUCACGGUCAGUCUUCAUCGGUGGAUCGGCCGCAUGCAGUUUCAGGGCCUCCCGACGAUGAGUUGCUGAGGACAACAAAUAAAGAUUUUGGCAACUCAAAGGAUGCGAAACAUUACAGUGAUAAAACAGACAAUUCAUUUGACUCUGAUUUUGCGUCGUCAUUUCGGCCGACGGUUUCUCCAAACAGAAAGCAGCUGUCAAGUUUCGACCAAUCAUCGGCUUCUCGUCAUUCAUUCAACUCGACAAAAUCAUCUUCAUCUGUUUCGGCGGAUUUCAGAUCGCAGACAUACACGCAGUCGCUUCCCACUCAAAGACAUCGGCCGGCCAGUGCACACGUCGGCGAAGUGACAGAGUUUUUUAACAAAUCGCAGUUUAGGUCAUCGUCGUCAUGUUCAAAUACUAAUCAGUCUUACUCUGUGGCAUCGUCGAGAUUGCAGGCAUCACAACAUCAGCAGCAGCAGCAGCGUAAACUGUCUGGACCUGCAUCAUCGUCGACAGGUGAAAAAGCAACAUCAUCAUCAUUACCAUCAUCAUCAUCAUCAUCAUCAUCAUCAUCAUCAUCAUCAACAUCAUCAUCCUCAGCUGCUAAAUCUCACUUGCCAGCCAGUGCCCAGAGAGUUUUCCCUCCUGGCAACUUCCAACCCAAUCCAAAUUGUUUAUCUUCAUCGCCGAGUGUCUCCAGUCGAACAGACUCUACCACAGAGAAAGCGUUUGAUUGGAUUAACGAUGCGAUGAGUGAUUUUGCUUUAGCGAGAGCAGGGAAAACCAGUGGUGCAAGCACGCCAAACGUGGCACCUCUAUACGAUGAAGUUCCUAACGAAGAGAACGCCGUUUGCAAGGGCUCAGUGAAGAGAGACAGUGGUUAUGUGUCGGCUAGAGUGGAACAGGAGAAUAUCGAAAAGCUGGCAAAGAUAAUGUGGGCUAAGAAAAAGGGUUCUGGGGGGAUGGAUCACGCACACAGACUACGUCCAAGGUUGAACGUAAAUCGGCCUUCACAAGGAAAUCCCGUUUUCUUAGCACCGCAAUACGAUCAGGUACCAACAAGCGUGGAACCAGGCGACAUUCGGAAUGUCACUUCCAACAAUACUCACAACACGGAGAAUCGGUCAUUUGAGAAUUUCGCGCCAAAUGAAAUGGACGAAUUUGAAUCGGACGACGGUUUCGACGAUGAUGAAUUCGAUGAUGUCGAAUCGGAAUACGAUGCCUGUCCACAGGACGGACCGCCUCCGCUUCCUCCGAGAGAUUAUAGGGAGGACGGGGCCAACAGGGUGGCUCUGCCGGAGGGUCCGAAAAUCUACCCAGUGGUGAGCGACGGUCGACAGUUGAGCCACACCCAUUACUUCCUGAUUCCGGCGAAAGGAUCAGCGUCACGGUCCAACAUGGCCGAAGUGAAACCAUUCAUGGUUGGUGGGAGUCAUCAAGGAUCUGACCAGACCGAUGGUGAUAUGCAGUAUCAGAAUAUUCCAUAUACGACGGCGGAAUCGGAGGUUAAUUCGGGGAAGGAGAAUCCUUCGUUUUCAUGGUCGGUCGCUCCGGGGCUGAAGGGAUCGGACUACUCACAGAAUUCCACGAACCAAAGGUCUCAAAACGUUCCGUCGACAAAACACACGGCACAGGUACACGGAACACAGGACAGUCCUUCCCAACCUCGUCUACGGCAGAUCAUUCCACGGUCGAAACCAGCGGAAAAGACUACAGAAAAUGCUCGUCAGAUCACGCGAUACCCAAGACAACAGUCGGGGCCACUCCCUCCACAACAGCAGUCGGGGCCGCUCCCUCCACGACAACAGUCGGGGCCGCUCCCUCCGCACAGAGCCAGUCAUGCACAAGACAUUGUCAAACAGUCGGCGGACAGGUCGGGAGGAGGUGAUGGAGGGGGAGGGGGAACGUUCGUGAGCUCGUCUCCACGGGAACGGCUGGCGCAGGUGCAGACGAGCGUGCUAGGGGUGACAGACGAGGAGUGCCACACGGCGCUGUGCCACACCCACUGGGACACGGACCAGGCCAUCCGCUACCUCAAGGUGGAGCAACUGUUCAGACUCGGGCUCGCGUCCCGCGACCACUGCGAGCGGCUCCUCGAAGCACUACACUGGAACCUGGAGCUGGCCAGUUCCGUGAUGUUGGAUGAGGUGCGUGGCAGUGUGCAGUGCGAGUCCACUGUGUGA